AUGGACAAAGAUUGCGACAUGGUAUAUAAGAACAUCUCUGACAUAUAUAAAUCUGGGGAGUUUAAGACAUACGACAACUUUGUUUCAUUAGCUGCAAAAUGUGUAUGGCAGAUAAGAGAUAAAGACAGAAGAGGUAAGGUAUGGAAUGAACAGAUAAAACCAACUGCUUCAGAUUUAAAGAAAACCAUUGACGCCUUGGUUGUUUUAGCAGGUAAGGUUUCAGAAUAUAACGCAAAAAUGAACCCGCAAUGUUCUAAAUGUAAAGCAGCAAUUAGGAAAUAUAACUACUCCGUCAAAGAGAUAGAACGUAUGAGAAACGACUAUGCAGACUUAAAGAAAGAAGCAGAGAAGCCGGUAGAAGAUAAAAUGAACAUGUUAGAAUUUCUGAACAAAAACUAUCCAACUGCUGACGAUUUCCUUCUAUCUGAUGUCAAGAAGAAGUAUAAAGAAACUUUCGGCAUUGUUAAAACAUUCGAUGUACUAAAAGAAGAAAUAGAAGCUACGAAACUGUUUAGGAUUUCAAAUAUACAUCGUACAAUUCAUGUAAAACGCUUAUAA
Trichomonas vaginalis G3 is the source of this 558-nucleotide messenger RNA. RefSeq names its product organellar and viral DNA polymerase type B. NCBI's taxonomy places the organism in Eukaryota, Parabasalia, Trichomonadida, Trichomonadidae. The transcript has a single exon. The record is from RefSeq and is a predicted model, not a curated record. Bases 1 to 558 code for a protein of 185 amino acids.